This is a messenger RNA of Triticum turgidum subsp. durum (durum wheat), 504 nucleotides long. NCBI's taxonomy places the organism in Eukaryota, Viridiplantae, Streptophyta, Magnoliopsida, Poales, Poaceae. The record is from the annotation of a GenBank genome assembly.
AUGGCGUCCGGCAAGGUGCACACGCACAAGGCGUUCCUCCUCUGCAACUACGCGCUGCUGGGCGCGGCCUCCAGCUGCAUCUUCCUCACGCUCUCCCUCCGCCUCGUCCCAUCGCCCUGCGGCCUGCUCCUCGUCUUCCUCCACGCGCUCACCGCCGUCUUCUCCGCCGCGGGGUGCUCGGGCUCCUUCACGGCCGGCCCGGCCAACCCGGCGCCCUGGCACACCGCGCACACGGCCGGCGCCGCGCUCACCGCCAUCUUCCAGGGCGCCGUCGCGCUCCUGGCAUUCACCCGCACCGCCGACUUCCUCGCCGAGCUCCAGUCCUACGUCCGCGACGACGACGGCGCCGUCAUCCUCAAGAUGGUCGGCGGGCUCGGCACCGCCAUCUUCGUCCUCGAGUGGGCCGCCCUCGCGCUCGCCUUCUCCCUGCGCCUCGACGAGGACGACGACGGUGACGAUGACCUCCGCCGCGCCAAGAACUGGGCCGACGCCUACCAUGUCUGA